GCACGGAGCAACUGCAGCAACAUUGUUGGAUCGCCAGUCCCCAGAGCAGACACGAGCAAAGAAAGAAACCAAGCAGCCACAUGAUGAAGGGACUGAUACUCGUGACUGUCCUGUGCCUGACGACGAGAGGACUGGCAGCUCCUGCCCCCGAUCCAGCACCAGCACCAGCGCCAGCUCCUGCCCCCGCUCCUGCUCCUGCUCCAUCUGGCAUUGGGCUUGGCCUGGCACAUGGCUACGGAGGAAUCGGACUGGGAUUGGGCCUGGACAUCGGCCACUAUGGCGGAUACCAUGGCGGACUCCACGGGGUAUCGGGCCUGGGCCUGGGCCUGGGAUUGGGAUACCACGCGCCCAUCGUCACCAAGACGAUCAUCGGAAAGAGCUACUUAGGCGGCUAUGGUGGCUACGGGCUGGGCCACGGCUACGGGCUGGGUCUGGGUCUGGGCCACGGAAUCGGUCUGGGUCAUGGCUAUCUGGGGGGCUACGGACACGGCCUCUACGGAGGACACGGCCUGUCUCUAGGCGGCUAUGGCUACGGUCACGGCUGGUAGAAUAUCCACCGACUAAAGUCCGACCAGAGUCAAGGCGAGCGUGCAACAUGUGAGAGUUUCGAAUCGAGUCAUACACAAAAUACUCCAAUAGCCUUAAUCAAUCAAUCACUCAGCCAUUCGAGCAAUUGAAUAAAUUUAUCUGACCUGAAC
Drosophila obscura is the source of this 698-nucleotide messenger RNA. RefSeq names its product keratin-associated protein 19-2. NCBI's taxonomy places the organism in Eukaryota, Metazoa, Arthropoda, Insecta, Diptera, Drosophilidae. Bases 81 to 548 code for a protein of 155 amino acids. The record is from RefSeq and is a predicted model, not a curated record. The transcript has 2 exons.